This is a messenger RNA of Pristis pectinata (smalltooth sawfish), 3214 nucleotides long. Its product is annotated as dual specificity protein phosphatase CDC14C-like. Bases 48 to 1703 code for a protein of 551 amino acids. The transcript has 16 exons. Gene Ontology annotation, cellular component: spindle pole; centrosome; nucleolus. The record is from RefSeq and is a predicted model, not a curated record. Gene Ontology annotation, molecular function: protein serine/threonine phosphatase activity; protein tyrosine/serine/threonine phosphatase activity. Gene Ontology annotation, biological process: microtubule cytoskeleton organization; cilium assembly; protein dephosphorylation. NCBI's taxonomy places the organism in Eukaryota, Metazoa, Chordata, Chondrichthyes, Rhinopristiformes, Pristidae.
UGGGGAGGGGGGGUGGUUGGCGGUGGUGUCCCGGCCACCGGCUCUGCAUGGGGAUCCGGCACCGGUGGCCAGUUGAGGUGAAGCGGGAGAGCUGCGGGCGUCAUGAAGAGGAAGAACGAGAAGCGCAGAGGGUGCGUGUCGAAGCGGCGCUCGGUGAGGAAGAAGCCGGAGGAAGAGCAGCUGCAGGCGGCGGCGCCGGCGGGCAGCGAUGUUUACAUCAGGUUGCAAGUUGGGGAAUGGCGGAUGGAGAGGAGCUUCUUAAUGCGGCAGAGUUUAUAAAAGAUCGUCUGUAUUUUGCUAUUCUGCGACAUAAACCCAAAAACACCGCGAACACGCACUAUUUUAGCGUUGAUGAUGAACUUGUGUAUGAAAAUUUCUAUGCAGAUUUUGGACCUCUGAACAUAGCCAUGUUGUAUAGAUACUGCUGUAAGCUGAACAAAAAAAUUAAGUCAUUUACCCUGGGAAGGAAGAAAAUUGUUCACUACACGGGAAGUGAUCAGAAGAAACAGGCAAAUGCAGCAGUCCUUAUUGGGUCCUUUUCAGUAAUCUACUUGAAAAAGUCUCCAGAGGAAACCUACAGAUUGUUGGUAGGGGGGAAUAAUGUAUACCAACCCUUCAGAGAUGCUUCAUUUGGCACAUGCACAUAUAAGCUAACAGUUCUGGACUGUUUACAUGCAGUUAGUAAGGCUGUGCAGUAUGAUUUCUUCAACUUCAAUACAUUUGAUGUGGACGAAUAUGAACAUUAUGAGAGGGCGGAAAAUGGAGAUUUUAACUGGAUUAUCCCCAGCAAGUUCUUGGCCUUCAGUGGACCACAUCCAAAGAGCAAAGUAGAAAAUGGCUACCCAUUGCAUGCUCCAGAGGCCUAUUUCCAAUACUUUCGAAAACACAACAUCACCACAAUUAUUCGCUUGAACAAGAAAAUGUACGAUGCCAAGCGAUUCACAGAUGCUCGUUUUGAGCACCACGAUCUCUUCUUUGUGGAUGGGAGUACCCCUAGUGAUACUAUAGUCAAAAGGUUCUUAAAUAUCUGUGAGAAUGCGGAGGGUGUCGUUGCUGUGCACUGCAAAGCUGGCUUAGGCCGAACUGGUACUCUUAUAGCAUGUUAUAUCAUGAAGCACUACAGACUAACAGCAGCAGAAGCCAUUGCCUGGAUCAGAAUAUGUAGACCAGGAUCAGUUAUAGGACCUCAGCAGCACUUUUUAGAAGAGAAACAAGCUAACCUAUGGGCCCAGGGUGACCUAUUCCGUGCAAAAUUAAAAGAACAGAUGAAUGGAAAAGAGAAGGUUGGCGUUACAAGGAUCCUUUCUGGAGUUGAUGAUAUUUCCAUUAACGAUGAUCAGAAUAGGAUGUGUGAGGAACUAGAAAGUCACAUGUACAAUGAUAAUGACAAUGAUGAUCAUUACCCUAAUAAAAAUGAAAUGACUCAAGGCGAUAAACUCAGGGUCUUGAAAAGUAGAAGACCAGCUAGAGCUGUAAACACUGGAUCGUUAAAAUUGGAGGAGAACAAAAUGCACACAAGAUCAUCAUCGCAGGCAUUCAGGAUAAUACUACAGUCUAGCAAACAGAGUUGCAAGCUGCCUUCUAAACCAUGUGCCAUACCUGGCGUCGGCCUUACAAGCAAACGGACAACCAGAUCCAUGGCGACAAACAGUAAUUUGAGGAGUCACUCCAGUAUUAGUACUAAAGUACCAUUGCUUCGUUAACAUUCAAUCUAAAGUAGCACCUCGGACAUUUGCAGAGGAGCCUGGAAAAUGCGAUUUCCCUGCAUUGUGUACUGAACUAGGAAUUUGGUGGAGAGCAGCAUCACUUCACUCAGAAGGAUUCUGCAAAGUGACUUGGACUUGAAUACCUUCUUGAGAAUUCCUCAUGCACAAUGGAGCAAUUAAUGAUGGUGAUGGUCAGUAUAAAAAGACAUCUGCAAGCUACUGCGAAAGAAAAAAAACAUUUUUGACUGCAAACAAGUCCUUUAGCACAAUAUUUGUACUUGAGCUGCUGGAUAAAAGUCAGGCCUUUGCAGCAAUCAAGUAGCAGGCUGCAAAGUGCAAUCCAAUGCGAUAUUUUAAUUUUAGUUUUCCAGAUCAUGGUAAAUGAAGGAUCUAGAUAUUGAAGGAAAUUUCAAUUAAAUUUAAAAAUUAGAACUACAAAAGUUGCUAAUUUGAUCCUUCAUUGUUCCCCCUUCCAACAAUAAAUACAUUCCAAAAUACCAGAUCAAUGUCAAACCAAGAUGUGCACCAGAGCCACUGAAGUCCAGUCAGAAUGGUUUUCCUUGAUUUGUGUUAAUGUUUGAAGUGAGCAGAGGGGUCUUAGUUUUACAUAAUGGUUAUUAAAAAAUAAACUGCUCUAGCUAUGAACACCCAAAUCCCUCCUCCAUGUAGAUCACCAGCCAUGGCAGAAAAAAAAAUGCUAAAGCUUGGGUCUGGAGAGUUUGAAGUUCCAAAAUUGUUUGAUUUCCUAGCUCAAAAGCAGUCAAACUAUUACAUAUGCAUUACAAUAUUUUUCACAAAGACUAAAGGGUAAAACUGAUUAAUAUCUUUAAUUCCUACUUAACAUUUAAUAUUUAAGUACAAAAUCUGGAAAGUCAAGUGGCCUUGUAAUCAGCUUACAACUAGACAUGUUCUACCUUGUGGGGUAGAGUUGAUUUGGAACAAUGGGAGUGCUGUUAUUGGUGGGAGAUGUAAUAAAUUUGACCCAAAUUGGGGUACAAGAAUAGUAUUUUUAUAUGCAUGGAUAAACUGUAUUUUCAGUCUGGUUUUAAUUUUGCAGUAACCUUAUAGAAUGGAUUUUGCUCAGCUAAAAAAAAAUUAUGUUCUGUGGAUUAAAAGUGUGCAGUUUAUCUGCUACAGUACUAUUUAACAGCAUUGGUCAAGUAUUAUGUGUAGCAUAAAAAAGCUUGUAUUCUACAGCUAAAGCAAUACAGCACUAGACAUUAAUCUGUAGCAGUCAGAUGUGUUUUUCUUCUAUGUCAAAUAACGUAACUCUGGCUAGCUGAUGGCAUUUUGUCUGCUCGUGAUGAUCGUAACAAUUCCUUAGUCCAGUAUUAUUUUUUAAAAUUUUACAGCUUUUGGGUGGAGGGUAUUUUUAAAACUGGAAAUAUCUUUUCUCUGGUUUGUGUAACUGAGCUGUUGCAAUGCAAAACUGGAAUUGAGAGACUUAUAUACCACUUUUGUACAGAAUUGUAUGUAUGCAGUAUAUAAAUAAACCUUAUCACAGGUAA